Molecule: messenger RNA, 1176 nt
Organism: Strigops habroptila (Kakapo)
Lineage: Eukaryota; Metazoa; Chordata; Aves; Psittaciformes; Psittacidae
Product: pinopsin
Exons: 5
Coding region: 1-1176 (391 amino acids)
Biological process (GO): phototransduction; G protein-coupled receptor signaling pathway; visual perception
Cellular component (GO): membrane; photoreceptor outer segment
Molecular function (GO): G protein-coupled receptor activity
Source: RefSeq, a predicted model, not a curated record
AUGUACUCCAACAGCUCGCAGGAGCCCCCAAAUAACAGGACCCCUGGGCCUUUUGAUGGCCCCCAAUGGCCCUACCAGGCCCCACGGAGCACUUACCUGUCAGUGGCUGUGCUGAUGGGCUUCGUUGUGGUCUCUGCCUCGGUUGCCUUGGUCAUCGUGGUUUCUAUCAGGUACAAGAAACUCCGGUCGCCCCUGAACUACAUCCUGGUGAACCUGGCUGUGGCCGAUCUGCUGGUGACACUCUGCGGCAGCUCCGUCAGCUUCUCCAACAACAUCAAUGGCUUCUUCGUGUUUGGCAAACGGCUGUGCGAGCUGGAGGGCUUCAUGAUCUCCCUGACAGGUAUCGUGGGGCUGUGGUCCCUGGCCAUCCUAGCCUUCGAGCGGUACCUUGUGGUCUGCAGACCCCUGGGGGACUUUCGGUUCCAGCACUGGCACGCCAUCAGCGGCUGCGCCUUCACAUGGAGCUGGUCGCUGCUCUGGACGACCCCACCGCUCACGGGCUGGAGCAGCUACGUGCCUGAAGGUCUGAGAACCUCUUGUGGGCCCAACUGGUACACCGGUGGCAGCAACAACAACAGCUACAUCUUGGCCUUGUUUGUCACCUGCUUCGUGAUGCCCCUCAGCCUGAUCCUCUUCUCCUAUACCAACCUGCUGAUGACACUGCGUGCAGCUGCGGCACAGCAGCAGGAAUCAGACACAACGCAGCAGGCAGAGAGGGAGGUGACACGCAUGGUGAUUGUGAUGGUGAUGGCCUUCCUCAUCUGCUGGCUGCCCUACACCACAUUUGCUCUGGUGGUGGCCACCAACAAAGACAUCACUAUCCAGCCAGCUCUUGCAUCCCUGCCCUCCUACUUCUCCAAGACAGCCACGGUUUACAACCCAAUCAUCUACAUCUUCAUGAACAAACAGUUUCAGAGCUGCCUGCUGAGAACACUCUGCUGUGGUGCCCACCCCAGGGGCACAGGAAGAACAGCUCCAGCUGCCCCCAGCCCCCAUGCAGGCACUGCUGCAAAAGGGCUGCGGAAUAAGGUGACGCCAUCCCCCUGUCUAACUGCUGCCAACCCCUGCCUGCACCAACGUCAGCUCUGGGCUCAGCCUCAUCCAGCAUGCCCAGAGAAGGGCCCGGUGCUGUUUCUGCUCCCCACACCCAGAAGAUGGGAGGCUCUUGGAGGUUAG